AAAGAAUAAUUCAUACUAGUUGAUGAGUGUCAGGAAAGUAUGCGCUCACACGCAUUCCUUCCUCUGAAAGUGACAGUCUCCAUGUGUUCGGGUUGAUCUUUCAACAGUGGCAUCAGCCAGGUGGACUCUGCAAGGAAUGGUUUGAGCUGCAGACAGAGUUUCAUUUAACUUCCUUUUCCCAGCCAAGACUGGUCCCCAAGCUAGGUUUUCUUACGAGGUUGUUUGCUACGUGAAAAGCAAAUUCCCGGAGGUUCCCCCGGAUUGCCCACACCCUAUGCUGGGAUGACCGCUCCCCCGCCCGCCCACCCACCCACUAAUAAGACAUAAUGCUGUCCUAUUUUUGGUAACAAUUAAAGGGCCUCCCGGUGAAAGCAGAACGCUGUUUAUUUUCUGUUACAUCACUUCACUUGCCUUCGAAGACUGCUCUGCGCUCACUGUUUUCUGUGAUGCGAGCCGGCUCUUUUCCUCCAGCAAUUGGCUCGCUCCCAUCUCGCAGCACCUCGCAGGUCUCUUCCCCCAGCAGUGCUCUGCCUGAGCGAGGAACAGCUCACGAAUCAGCUGGAGGUCCCUGUUUUGAAAAAGCAGAUACAGAGGCAGAGAAGGGUGGACUCCCGUGUGACCUGUUCCUAGAGCAAGACAAUCUGCAGCUGAAUUCUAGAAGCCCUGUUCAUGUGUGGGGAGAUUUUCUCGACUGCAUGGAAUCAGAAAGAAGCAGAAGGAUGGGAAAUGCCUGCAUCCCCCUGAAAAGAAUUGCUUAUUUCCUAUGCCUCUUUUCUGUGGUGUUGCUGACUGAGGGGAAGAAACCAGCGAAGCCAAAAUGCCCUGCCGUGUGUACUUGUACCAAAGAUAACGCUCUAUGCGAGAAUGCCAGGUCCAUCCCGCGAACCGUUCCUCCUGACCUUAUCUCACUAUCCUUUGUGAGAUCUGGCUUCACUGAAAUCUCAGGAGGGAGUUUUUUAUUCACACCAUCGCUGCAGCUCUUGUUAUUCACAUCCAACUCCUUUGAUGUGAUCAGUGAUGACGCUUUUAUUGGUCUUCCACAUCUAGAAUAUUUAUUCAUAGAAAACAACAAUAUCAAGUCCAUUUCAAGACAUACUUUCCGGGGACUCAAGUCUUUAAUUCACUUGAGUCUGGCAAACAACAAUCUCCAGACACUCCCAAAAGAUAUUUUCAAAGGCCUGGAUUCUUUAACAAAUGUGGACCUGAGAGGGAACUCAUUUAAUUGUGACUGUAAACUGAAGUGGCUGGUCGAAUGGCUCAGCCACACCAAUGCAACGGUGGAAGACAUCUUCUGUGAAGGCCCCCCGGAAUAUAAGAAACGCAAGAUCAAUAGCCUCUCCCCCAAGGAUUUUGAUUGUAUCAUUACAGAAUUUGCAAAGUCUCAAGAUCUGCCUUAUCAGUCACUGUCCAUAGACACUUUUUCCUACAUGAAUGAUGAGUAUGUGGUCAUCGCUCAGCCUUUUACUGGAAAAUGCAUUUUCCUGGAAUGGGACCAUGUGGAGAAGACCUUUCGGAAUUAUGACAACAUUACAGGCACGUCCACCGUGGUGUGCAAGCCGAUAAUCAUUGACACUCAGCUCUAUGUCAUUGUGGCCCAGCUGUUUGGCGGCUCUCAUAUCUAUAAGCGAGACGGUUUUGCCAACAAAUUCAUAAAAAUCCAGGAUAUCGAAGUUCUCAAAAUCCGAAAACCCAAUGACAUCGAAACGUUCAAGAUCGAAAACAACUGGUACUUUGUCGUUGCUGACAGUUCCAAAGCUGGGUUUACCACCAUUUACAAAUGGAACGGAAACGGAUUCUACUCCCACCAAUCCUUACAUGCCUGGUACAGGGAUACCGAUGUGGAAUACCUAGAAAUAGCCAGACCACCACUGGCCCUCCGAACACCUCACCUAAUUCUGUCCAGUAGUUCCCAGCGCCCUGUCAUUUACCAGUGGAGCAAAGCAACGCAGCUAUUCACUAACCAAACUGACAUUCCCAACAUGGAGGACGUGUACGCAGUGAAGCACUUUUCUGUAAAAGGUGACGUGUACAUCUGCUUGACCAGAUUCAUCGGCGACUCCAAAGUCAUGAAAUGGGGUGGCUCCUCUUUCCAGGACAUUCAGAGGAUGCCAUCGCGGGGCUCCAUGGUGUUUCAGCCCCUGCAGAUAAAUAACUACCAAUAUGCAAUCCUCGGAAGUGAUUACUCCUUUACGCAAGUGUAUAACUGGGACGCGGAGAAAGCCAGAUUUGUGAAGUUUCAGGAAUUAAACGUUCAGGCCCCCAGAUCGUUCACGCAUGUGUCCAUCAAUAAGCGUAAUUUCCUUUUUGCUUCCAGUUUUAAGGGGAACACGCAGAUUUACAAACAUGUCAUAGUUGACUUAAGCGCAUGAGACACCAAACUCCACGGCUGCCAUCGGAAACUUUCUACAGUAUGUGACCUGGAUGAACUCAGUGCAUGAUGACUCUUCUUACCACGCUAGCAGAUGAAUGCCUUUCAACAUCGAGACUACUAAAGCCAACACUACCAGUAUCACCGUCCUCAGCUGUCCAAUCCAGUGGUGUGGGAAGUUACCUUUUCUAAGACAAAGUUUCCUUAUGUAACUGUUCUUUGCAGUGAAGAAGUGUAAAUAAGUGUUUAAUGGUAUCUGUUACUCCGAUAAAGAAAUAUUCAUAUGUACUUUUCCAUUUAUUUAUUCACGUGUUCAGAAACAACUGCCAAAUAAAAUGUUUACAUUUUCUUUCAUAUCCCAAAGGUAAUUAUUUACAAGAGCUGUUUGAUUCUUGUUGAUUGUAUGUUGAGGAAAUAGUUUUAUAUAAUAGGAUUAUAUUUGGAUCAAGGAUUUAUGGUAUGAAUAUUGAGUAAACUUUAAAAAAAAUGAACAUGAUUUCCCAUAAUUUAUCAACAUGUUUAUCCGGGUUCUAUUAGUGGGUUUUAAACGCUCAGAAGUCAUGACUUUUAGGGACACUUUGAGAUGAGAGGGUUAACACAUUUCAGUGGGAGGAAGGGAGUUUACCUGCUAUGUUCAGACUAGACUGUAAUGCGGAGGGGGCCAUCCUGUGCCACCUCAUGGCCCUGGCUGAAAGUGCCACUCAGCUGUCUUAUAGAGAAACUUAAGAUUUAGGAUUGAAUAGCCCCUGAUCCAGGACUUUCUAGAUAUCUAACUGUAGCGUCGUCUGACAGCUGCUAGGCUGUAGCUUUCCGUACAGGACUUGCCUCCCACCUGCUGGCUCCGGAAGCCUCUCCCCCUCUAUGAUGAAGAAUUUUUGCUUCUAGACACUGGAUUUGCUGUAACUGAGCUGCCACACAGUGCCUACAGGCUCAUGUUUGGUUGUCUAGGUUUCUGUUUCUGGACCACUUGAGUCAUUAGUACCUUGCACACUGCCUGUUGUGUAGAUGCUAGGUUCUCAAAAAAACUGUUUUUCAAAGGCCGGGUAUACAGUCUCAUGGGGAAGUACUUGUGUGGCAUCAUGUGUCAGGCUCUGGGUUCAGUCCCCGGCACCAAACAAAAGCAGUUUUGAAAACGUGUGGCUCCUUCUCUUAUAACAAACCCCGUGAGCCCCUCUGACCCACCUGGUACUUUCCGAGUACUUGUUGAGAGUGUAGUGUGGUUGUGGGAAACUGAUACAGGAGCAGGUGUGAUGCUUGUCCGCUGUAGUCUUGGAAAAAGAAUGGAAGUGAGCAAAAAGUACAGUGAGUGUGUAGAUUCAUCGGAACAGUCUAGACUUGGCAUGUCAUCAGAACAGCUAUGCUCUUUCUUUGACUUAAGGGAAGACAGAAUUUCCAAAGGAGAGUGUGUGGGGAAGACAUUGCCGGCACAAACUUAUUGUGUGUGCUGCCUUUAUGGAGGGCUUUUGAGUUAGCUUAUGUUCCCCACUGGAUGGAGGUGGGCAGAUAACAGCUCCCCAGGACCCGUAGAAGUCUGGUAGACUGAGGCAUACGGGGUCUCCAUGCUAAUGACACAGUCUCCAAAGAGCAAUACCCUGGGCCGUUGUGCAUAAGGACUAGAUUUUAUUACCUAUAUAGGAAAGAUAUUAGGUCUGGCUUCAGGGUUAUAGAGGAGAAAAUAGCUUAACUACUCCUGAUCCUGCACCUGGGAGCACCGGCUGCAGAGCACCUCUUCCUCUGUUCUGAUAAGCAGCAUCAAAUGCUUCUAGAGAAUUCCUGCUUUGUACAGUCCAGGUGGAGCUCCAGCUUUGCCAUGCAUAAGAUUUGCAACAUGCAAGGGACUUAACCCAUCUGAGUCCACUUCUUCAUUUGUAAAGAUGGGCGAUAAUCCCUACUUCCAAGGUGAAGUGAGUUAAGGGAGGAAACACACGAGCAGCAGACGGCAUUCCCCAAAUACAGCCUCUACCACUCGCCCCAUGCUCUGCGAGACCCUGCCCCAAAUUUAUUAAGAGGCAGCAUUUAACUGACCUGUCCUUUGUCUGAAUGGUUGGGGACUUGCUUGUAAUUCAUUGACUAUGGUGAAAAUGAUACAGGUUGGCUUCCAUGCUAGGUCGUGAAAACCAGGAACUCUUUCUUGCCUUGUAAAUUUGGACACUUGCCUGCAGAGCCCCGAACCACUGCAUAAGAAGUCUUACUAACCAGAGGCCAUGGUUCUGUGUUGGAAAACAAACCCCACGGAGCAAUCACCUCCUGGUGCUUUGGUCAACAGGUCCAGCUGGUGUCACAGCCAACAGCCGUCAUCAAGCACCAGUCCUGCGUAGCCUACAACUCCAGAUCCUGCUAUCAAAUCACUACCCGACAUCAGGCCUUCCCAGCAGAAGGGCAGCCAUUAGAGAGCAGCAAACCAUCCAUUGAUAUCCCUGUCCAAAUUCGUGACACAGACUCUAUGAGCAUAAUAAAGUGGUUGUUUUAAAUGGA
Microtus ochrogaster (prairie vole) is the source of this 4843-nucleotide messenger RNA. RefSeq names its product leucine rich glioma inactivated 1 (gene Lgi1). NCBI's taxonomy places the organism in Eukaryota, Metazoa, Chordata, Mammalia, Rodentia, Cricetidae. Gene Ontology annotation, molecular function: protein binding. The record is from RefSeq and is a predicted model, not a curated record.